AUGGGUCGCUCGCUGGAUGUCUUCUCGAGCUCCGAGACAGACGGUACAGUAUUCUCUGCCGGCAACUACGAGUACCCGUUCGAAUUCUCGAUCCCCGGUGACACCAUCGAGACCGUAGCAGGAAUCCCGGAAGCCUCAACAACCUACAAACUUGAAGCUUCAGUUAUGCAGAGCGGCCUCUCUCAGGACAUUCGCGCAGUCAAAGCCGUGCGAAUCAUCCGCACGUUGACCUCUUGGGCCCCUGCGAACCUGCACACCAUUCACAUCGAGGAGACAUUGCCGGAUAAGAUGCAGUACUCGAUACUCAUUCCGCAGAGAGAGAUUGCCUACGGCGGGACCAUUCCUCUCGAAAUGCGGUUCGCGUGUCUUCAGAAAGGUCUCAAGGUUGAGAAGAUCGACGUCACUUUGGUCGAAGCCCGGGACUUCUUUCUGCGGGCACCUCAUGAGACAGUUAACAAGCACCAGAAGACGAACCAGGUGGCCUCGACAUGGACGUUCGAAGUGGAGCAUGAGGGCCUCAGCUAUGAAGAAGCCGAUGGCUUUAGCCAGGGGUUUUCGGUCGUGUCAAAGAACCUUGAGUUGCCUCGAACGCUAGAGCAGUGCAUCCAAGAUCUGAGGUAUGCCGGGUUGCAAGUCCGACACGAGCUGAGCUUCACAGUUUGCCUCAAGGAUCAUGAUGGCAACACGUUGCAGACCAACGUCUCCUCACCAAUCCGGAUCUUCAUGACACAGAACACAACGUUCGACGAGUCUGGAAAGAUGACUAGUCAAGAGCCUGCUUUCGCCUCAGCCGAGGGCGAGCCUAGUCACGAAGCCCCUCCCAGCUACCCAGACCAUCUACACGAUCAACGAAACGACGAGAUCGGCUCUUCUGCAUCUCAAGCGUCAUACGACACGACAGAUACUGGCUCGAUUCGCAACUCUGACGAUCGUAGCCGUCCCUCGAUCGAAGAUAUCGGUCAGCCGGCUUCUCAUCUUGAGCUCAACAGAGUACCGAGCUACGGAACUGCUGUUCGUGCAACAACAACAGGUCGUCCGAACAACAGGGGCUUUCUUCCCAGUUAUGCCGAGGAAAGUGAUUAG
Messenger RNA from Colletotrichum karsti, 1083 nucleotides. RefSeq names its product arrestin. Gene Ontology annotation, molecular function: ubiquitin protein ligase binding; protein-macromolecule adaptor activity. The transcript is spliced from 2 exons. NCBI's taxonomy places the organism in Eukaryota, Fungi, Ascomycota, Sordariomycetes, Glomerellales, Glomerellaceae. The record is from RefSeq and is a predicted model, not a curated record. Gene Ontology annotation, cellular component: cytoplasm; plasma membrane; cytosol. Gene Ontology annotation, biological process: ubiquitin-dependent endocytosis. Bases 1 to 1083 code for a protein of 360 amino acids.